AUGACUGCCUAUGUUCCCUUCGACUGGGCUGUAGCCACAGGAGAUGCUACUUACCAAACGAUGGCUUGUCGCGAGAGAGAAGAAAUACACAAGAAAACAUUUCGAAAAUGGAUCAACACCAAACUAGCAAUGGCGGUGCCUCCGUUAGAAGUUACGGAUCUUAUAGAGGAGAUUCGAGAUGGUCACGUGCUCCUCUCUCUGCUAGAGGUUCUUUUGGGGAAAACUCUGAAAAGAGAGAAAGGUCGAAUGCGUGUGCACAAACUCAACAAUGUGACCAUGGCAUUGAAGUUGUUGGAAAAAAACAGAGUCAAACUUGUUGGAAUCAGCAAUUACGAUAUUGUUGAUGGAAAGAGCACGCCUAUCCUUGGACUCAUUUGGAGCAUUAUUCUGCGAUUCCAGGUUCAAGGUGUGAUGACAGAGAAUGACUCCGACUCUAGCGUCAAGGAUUUUCAAGUCGAGAAGAAACUUCUUUCCUGGUGCCAGACGAGCCUCGAUGGAUACGAGGAUGCCGUUAAACUUAAAGACUUCACUUCAAGUUGGAGAGACGGUUUGGCUUUUAACGCCAUCAUCCACACACACAAACCCGAGCUAUUCCGAUUUGAAAGCCUCUUGCAAAACGAUAACCGAGCCAACCUUGAUCACGCAUUUAAUGUAGCUAACGAAGAGUUUUCUGUGCCGAAGCUGCUUGACCCUGCAGAUAUUGAUGUUGACAAACCAGAUAAGAAGUUAAUCAUCAUGUAUCUGACCAGUUUAUAUCAUGGCUUGAGAGAAUACUCGCCUCAAGGAGGAAGAAAGAGAAGGAAACUAGAUAAUCUGGCAGAUCUCGAGGCGUAUCGUGCGGCGUUGAAGGAAGUCAACAUGUACAUCUCACAAGUAGAAAACAUCGUCUCCACAAAACUAGAAACGACAGGUCGUUUUGUCGAUCCCCAAGAGGAAUACAAGACUUCAAAGGUACGAAACGGCAAAAACGUGUUUUUGUUGACAUCCAACACUAAAUGUUAG
This is a messenger RNA of Orbicella faveolata, 1002 nucleotides long. RefSeq lists its product as uncharacterized. Lineage: Eukaryota; Metazoa; Cnidaria; Anthozoa; Scleractinia; Merulinidae. The record is from RefSeq and is a predicted model, not a curated record. Gene Ontology annotation, molecular function: protein binding.